AAGGUCCUGGUGGGAGGGCAGAGCUAGGCCAGGCUGGCUGGAGCCUGGGCAGAGUGUGGGAAGCACCUGAGUAGAGCCAGAGGAACAGCGCGUGUGGCAGCGAAAGGCCAGCAGAGGAACAUGGUGCUGCUGCGGGGGAUCCUGGUGCUCAGCUUGUCCUGCCUUCUAGGCCCCUGCUCUGUGCUCUCUCCUGUGAGCGCCAUGGAGCCCUUGGCUGGUGAAUCAAUUAGUGGGCCGACCCAGGAGAAGCUGUCUCCCCUUGUCCUCCUCAAGCUGGGCAACCAGGAGUCUGGUGGCCAGACUGCCUUGAAGAAGUCCCCAGAAGACUGCAAAGGGACCUCAACCCCGGAGGAGGCCCACAAGCUUGCCCAGGCCAUGAUGGCUUUCAGUGCUGACCUAUUCUCGGUGGUGUCCCAAACGUCCACCAGCCCCAACCUCAUCCUGUCACCCCUGAGUGUGGCCUUGGCACUGUCUCACCUGGCACUAGGGGCUCAGAACCAAACACUACGGAGCUUGCAAAAGAUCCUGCACGCAGACUUGGGGCCCUGCCUUCCCCAUCUGCUAAGCCACAUCUGCCGAAACCUGGGCCCUGGGACAUUCCGAAUGGCUGCCAGAAUGUACCUGCAGAAAGGAUUUCCCAUCAAAGAAGAAUUCCUGGAACAGUCAGCACAGCUCUUUGGCGCAAAGCCUGUGAACCUGAUGGGAAGGCAGGAAGAUGAUCUGGCAAACAUCAACCAAUGGGUGAAGGAGGCCACGGAGGGGAAGAUUGAGAAUUUCCUUUUGGAGCUGCCAGAAAACACUGUGUUGCUUCUCCUCAAUGCCAUCCACUUUCAGAGUUUCUGGAGGAACAAGUUUGACCCGAGCCUCACUCAGCAAGAAUCCUUCCACUUGGAUGAGCACUUCACGGUCCCAGUGGACAUGAUGCAAGCCCACACGUACCCUCUGCGCUGGUUCCUGCUGGAGCAGCCUGAGAUACAGGUGGCUCACUUCCCCUUUAAGAACAACAUGAGUUUUGUGGUCAUGGUGCCCACUCACUUUAAGUGGAACGUGUCCCAGGUACUGGCCAACCUGAGCUGGGACACCCUGAACCAGCCCUCACUGCGAGAGAGGCCCACCAAGGUGCAGCUGCCUAAGCUGCAUCUGAAACACCAGCUGGACCUGGUAGCCACCCUCAGCCAGCUGGGCCUGCAGGAGCUGUUCCAGGCCCCGGACCUGCGCGGGAUCUCUGACCAGAGACUGGUGGUGUCCAGCGUGCAGCAUCAGUCCACCUUGGAGCUCAGCGAGGCUGGCGUGGAGGCCGCCGCAGCCACCAGCACGGCCAUGUCCCGCAUGUCCAUCUCCUCCUUCAGUGUGAACCGCCCCUUUCUCUUCUUCAUCCUUGAGGGUACCACAGGCCUGCCCCUCUUUGUGGGCAGUGUGAGGAACCCCAACCCUAGCGCACAGCCCCAGCUCCAGGAGCAGCAGGAUUCCCCGGACACCAAGGACUUGAUCUACAACCAGAAAGGCGUCCCCUAUGGGGACAAGUCCUUCAGCCCUGACUUGAAACUUGCGCCCCGCUCCGAGGAGGAUUACCCCCAGUUUAUCAGCCCCAAGUGAGGGCCUGUGGCCGCCUGAAUCCUGAGUCCCCUUCCCGGAUCAUCCUCUCAGCUUGUGACUUUUUCCAAGCAGCGUCACGGGGUUGGGGGCAGGGCCCAUGGCAGUCUGGGAGAGGCGAGGAGGAGAGGGUCUGUUCUCUUCCAGCCUUUCCCGGGACGGCUAGGUGGGGUGGGCAGGCUGGAGGGCAGGCAUCAGGGAUUGUUGGCAGGAUAACCUCUUCAUUUCUUCUCAAGUGGCUCAAAGGGUAUCCUUUGUAGAGUCUGGGUGGUAGGGCAGCUGUCGGUCUAGUUUUGUUAGGAGGUAGUUAGGUCGGUCCUCAAAUCAGCUGGGGCACCUCCGUGUUUACGGGCACAGGAGCCAGAGGCUGCCUUUGGACAUUUCUGAACACCCUGGCUUGGGAGAGGAGAAGAAUGGUGAUAGCUUGGGAGGCAGGCCAUAUCCCAGGGCCAGACACUAUCCUGCAAGCCUCUGCCCCCCAUGGGGCCUUGUGCCCCUUUCUGUCGGUGGAAGGUGGCGUAACCUGCCAGCCUCCAGCCCACUCCUGAUGCCUUGCCACCCCGGUCUCCUCACCAGUCCUUAAGAGAUGCUGACACUGCCAGGAUUCCUUCCUUCCUUUUCCCGUCUCCCUCCCGUGCCCAAAAGCUCAGGGACCUAGAAAGGGAAGGGCCCCGUUAGCUCCCUGAGGCUCUUUUGUAAAGUUUUUAUAGUGAUUUUUAUGCCACCUGAAUAAAGAUUGAAUGGGCCUGGC
Molecule: messenger RNA, 2344 nt
Organism: Chinchilla lanigera (long-tailed chinchilla)
Lineage: Eukaryota; Metazoa; Chordata; Mammalia; Rodentia; Chinchillidae
Gene: Serpinf2
Product: serpin peptidase inhibitor, clade F (alpha-2 antiplasmin, pigment epithelium derived factor), member 2
Exons: 10
Coding region: 121-1596 (491 amino acids)
Biological process (GO): negative regulation of fibrinolysis; negative regulation of endopeptidase activity
Molecular function (GO): serine-type endopeptidase inhibitor activity
Source: RefSeq, a predicted model, not a curated record